CUUAGGUAUCAAUCCUUGACAUUGAAAUAAUUAUUCGAAGUUCUCAUCUGACAGAGAUAGCAAUACAAAUUUUCGAAGAAACAUAGCAGUAACCACUGUAACAAAGAUGCUUUCAUACUGUUCGAGAGAAUUUAAUCGGAGGUGUUUACAUUAAGAUGGCGUAGGAUUAGAGCGAUAUGUCAAAAUAUCAAUGAUUCUAUUUAAUUCGCAGUGUGUGUAAUGUUUUGAAAAGAAAGGGAUUGACUGCUGCCGGACGAUGGAGUUGAUCAAGACACCUAAGGUUGAGAAUGUCCGGAUGCUGGAUAGGUACAACACCCGAAAUCCAUCAGUGGGAACACUCUACCUUACAGCUACCCAUCUUAUAUUCGUCGAUCCCGAUGGCAAGAAGGAGACUUGGAUCCUUCACAACCAUAUAGCAACGGUGGAGAAACUGCCACUUACAACAACUGGGUCACCAUUGCAGAUAAGAUGUAAAACUUUCCUGUCAGUAACAUUUGUUGUGCCCAAGGAAAGAGACUGUCAUGAAAUUUACUGCACAUUACAGAAACUCUCAUUGCCUGUUCACAUUGAAGACCUGUACUGCUUUCACUAUACGUCCAGUACAGAAGACAUUCCAAAACAAGCAGGAUGGAACUUUUUUGACUUACAGUCAGAGUAUCAACGCAUGAGGGUGCCUAAUGACCAGUGGAGUCUAACGUUGCUCAACAAAGACUAUGAGGUGUGUGAUACCUAUCCACGAUCUCUGUAUGUGCCAGCAUCAGCGUCUACUUCAAUGCUAAUUGGCAGCUCCAAGUUCAGGAGCAAAGGUCGGCUCCCAGUGCUCACAUAUCUUCACCAUAACAAGGCUGCCAUUUGUCGAUGCAGUCAACCGCUUUCAGGCUUCAGUGCACGCUGUCUCGAGGAUGAACAAUUGCUCAACUCCAUUCUGAGAACAAAUCCCAACUCAUCUUACAUGUGUGUUGUGGACACGAGGCCCAGGAUUAAUGCUAUGGCUAACCGAGCUGCAGGAAAAGGGUAUGAAAAUGAAAACAACUAUGAGAAUAUCAAAUUCCAUUUCUUUGGAAUUGACAAUAUACAUGUUAUGAGGAGUAGUCUGGUGAAACUAAUUGAAACUUGUGAGUUGAAAGCUCCUUCAAUGGGCAGCUUUUUGGGUGGUAUAGAGUCCUCAGGUUGGCUGAGACAUGUGAAGGCAGUUCUAGAAACAUCUCUGUUUAUUGCGGAAGCUGUGGAAUCUGGAGUGAGUGUGGUGGUACAUUGUUCAGAUGGAUGGGACAGGACAGCCCAGGUGUGCUCACUUGCUGGAAUCUUCCUUGAUCCAUAUUACCGCACCAUCCAAGGUUUUCAGGCACUGAUUGAAAAAGACUGGCUAGCAUUUGGUCAUAAGUUCACUGAGAGGUGUGCACAUAUUGCAGGAGAAGUGAAAGAGGUGUCACCCGUUUUCACGCAGUUGAUUGACUGUGUGUGGCAGCUCACUCAGCAGUUUCCGACUACAUUUCAAUUCAAUGAAAGGUUUCUGCUAACAUUACAUGAUCAUGUCCACUCAUGUCAGUUUGGAACAUUUAUUGGGAAUUGUGAAAAGGACAGGUUGGAUCUGAGGCUGAAUGAGAGAACAUAUUCUCUUUGGGGCUAUAUGGCAAAUCAUAUGAACGAGUACAUUAAUCCACUCUACUGUUCAGAAGGGACGUCUGAUAUGCUUUCUCCAAAUUUGGCACCACAAAAUAUACGGUUUUGGAGAGGAAUGUACUGUCGCUUUGAAAGUGGUGUCCACCCACGUGAACCAUUGGGUGAUUUGUUAUUGGCCACUUGUGAUCAUAGUGCUUCUCUUGAGGAUCACAUAAAACAGCUUAACAAGAGGAUCAACUCAUUGAAAGACCAGUUAGCAGAAAUGAAAGUAAGAAAUGUGAGAACUGUACCUGAUGGGAGUGAUGUUCUUGACAACAAAUACCUCUAUGAAAAUUGUGGAGGAUUGGAACCUACUAAGGAGAGUACAGAGAAACUUGCUAUUAACAAUGUUCCCAAUACUGCUAAAAGUAAAGAAGUUCUCACAGUUGAUCAGUUAGCAGAAGAAUUAAAUUCAGUUGCUCUGGACUGGAAGACACUGCGGAAUAUAAGGGAAUGUGUGUGUUCAACUCCAUUUGAUCAUUUUAGCAGAAAGUACCAUUGUUGGAGAUGUGGCGAUGUUUACUGCACACGCUGCAUUGAUAAACACACGUCACUUCCUGGACAUAUGUCACAACGUGCUGUACCUGUUUGCAAGCCUUGUUACCGUCUGCUGCGUCGUUCCUCAUCUGUAGAGUCACCAUGAUGCGGCGACCCUGUUACAAGGGCAUCAUGUGACCACAGUUCACCUGACGAUGCUGCUCAUGCUCCAUGCCUGGGAUUGCCAGUCCCUGCUUCCUUGCUGGCAGCAAUUCUCAGUGCUCAGCACUCGGCCAGCCUCUUCUAGUGUGUGAACUGCAAAUCGGAUUUGCUCAUCAUCGUUUCGUGGAUAGUGAUAUGACUCUGCUAUUCUUUGAAUGAACAAAGAUUAGCUCAGGCAGACCUGAUACUUGUGCCUGUGUUAACAGUGUAAUGAAGAUUGAGACUACAAUUAUAUGAUACCCAGUAUGACAUUAAUGUUGCAGAUUGUGAUCAGGUCUGUUCAGUUUGUGUUGCAACUAUAAAGGUAAAGUUAUGAUGAUUUAUAAAUGGAUACAAAAGACUUGUGCAGGUUUGUUAAUGAGAGAACCUUAACUGUUCCAAAGUCCUGAGUUUACAUAAUUUAUUGCUGUCUGCAUAUUCUUUUUAUAGAUGCAUUGAUCAGACAUUACGCUUUGUUUAUGUUAAUCACACCAUGUUGCCUUGCAAAUAAAGUGUAAUAAUUGAUUAUUGCUUUUAGAUUACAGAUGUACAGAUUAAAAAAGAGGAAAAUAUGGUAGGAAAACCGAUUAAUCAUGUGGAAUAUAUCAAAAUGAAUUAUUUGUAUAGUGUAUAAUAUUACCUUUAGGAAGGAAAACCAUCAGCCUCUCCAGUGUUUGUUUGAUGAGCGGAACUAUGAAAUGCUUCUAGUGUCAGUGACUGAUAUUCCAAUGAAUGGAUUGCUAUUCUAGCCAUCCUGUGAUGCACUGUUUCUUUUUUUGACUGACUGUUUUUUCCAGUCUUAAUAAGUGAAUUACUAGGGUUGUGUUUAAACAUUUCGUGCUAUUAUGAAGUGGAAUAUUGACAGCAAGAUUUUGUAAUAAUUUCUGAGUUUCUCAAACUCUGUUGGAGAAAAAGCAAUUCCGGUUUAUAACUUCAUAUUGCGUUUUAUUUUUUAUGAAUUUUUAAAACACUGGGUUAGAUUAAUCUGCCAUCAUGUCCUUUCUGUGAUAUUUAUUGCUGUUGCUUUUAAUUACGAGCUCUAAAGAUACAUGAUGAAUGAAUUUUACUUGCCAUUUUAUUCAAAAUUUGUAGAGGUUUACAUUGGACUUCAGAAUGAAAUGAGUGAAUCAGCCAUGUAUAAUGUUCACAAAUAUAUUUAUUGACCUUAGUUUUGUUAUCUGAGAAUAAUGUGAAAAUAAAUAUAGUUAGUGGAUCACUUUAAAAAAAAGUAGCAUAUACAUUUAAUUAUGUCCCUAUAGAAAUACAGCUAAUACAGUCUAUAGUAUGAUCUAUGUAUUAUGGAAAAGCAGAAAGUAACCUGUUAACCACCGUGUUGUUACCUGUAAUACUUAACAAAAAAAUGGGCUUUCAUCUCUUGCUAGUCAUAUCUAUGUUUAUGUAA
Messenger RNA from Schistocerca piceifrons (Central American locust), 3742 nucleotides. It is a transcript of the gene Mtmr6, whose product is annotated as myotubularin-related protein 8. The transcript is spliced from 13 exons. Gene Ontology annotation, biological process: dephosphorylation. Bases 257 to 2305 code for a protein of 682 amino acids. Gene Ontology annotation, molecular function: metal ion binding; phosphatase activity. The record is from RefSeq and is a predicted model, not a curated record. NCBI's taxonomy places the organism in Eukaryota, Metazoa, Arthropoda, Insecta, Orthoptera, Acrididae.